Molecule: messenger RNA, 621 nt
Organism: Aquila chrysaetos chrysaetos
Lineage: Eukaryota; Metazoa; Chordata; Aves; Accipitriformes; Accipitridae
Exons: 6
Coding region: 1-621 (206 amino acids)
Source: RefSeq, a predicted model, not a curated record
AUGGCGUCGACGGCGGGCGCGGCUGCUGUUACUGCUCCUCCGCAAAUAAAAACGUUGCAUGAGCGGAGACGGGCCAGGGCCUCGGCUGCGGCGGCCCUAGCCGGAACUGCCGUCACCUACAUCCCAGUGGACGCCGAGAUCGUCUCCAUCGACUCCUUCCCGAAAUCGCCCCCCCAGCGCGGCCUUGUCGUCGGCAUCACCUUCAUCAAGGACUCUCGGGGACAAAGCCACGCCCCUUCCUCAACAUUUACUUACUUUAGUCGACCCUACGUAGCCCGGUCUCUGUACGGACGACACUCGACUCCGUGGCGCAGAGUUGCCUCAACCUGGAGCUCUCCAGUUCACCCCGUUCCAGCUUCGCACGUCCGAGUGCUACCCCAUCCCCUGCCACGUCCUGCCACGACCCCGCGCCCCGCCCCGGCCCCCCCACCCGUCACCCUCCUCCCUCUCCGUCCUCCAGGUGACGCCAUCAAGCCCGCCGCUGCGCGCAGGCUGACAAAACACGCGUCCUUCUUUCACCAUCACCUAGCAGAUCGAGCUCUCCGUUUGGUGUACCAGGUGAGCGCCGGCCCCGCGGCAACGGGAACCACCCUCGCCUCGCUCCUCUUCACCACCGGAUGA